Cheilinus undulatus (humphead wrasse) is the source of this 7206-nucleotide messenger RNA. It is a transcript of the gene neurl1aa, whose product is annotated as neuralized E3 ubiquitin protein ligase 1Aa. Gene Ontology annotation, cellular component: plasma membrane; postsynaptic density. Gene Ontology annotation, molecular function: ubiquitin protein ligase activity. The coding region runs from base 325 to 2025 and encodes 566 amino acids. Gene Ontology annotation, biological process: negative regulation of Notch signaling pathway; nervous system development. The transcript is spliced from 7 exons. The record is from RefSeq and is a predicted model, not a curated record. NCBI's taxonomy places the organism in Eukaryota, Metazoa, Chordata, Actinopteri, Labriformes, Labridae.
GAUGUGUCUCUGCGCUCACAGGCAGGAGGUGUGGGUCUCUUGUCUCCACUGUUUUGCAUCUAUUCGGAGGGAAGAAGCGAUAGGCUAGGCUGUCUUUGGAUGCGAACGUGCAAUCAUGUCACGAGCGCUGGACUUUGUGAGCAGAGCAUCUGAAUAAUCCAUACUGGCGAUAAGCAGACUCCAGAGGAAUAAAGCAAUGGGUGGCCAGAUAACGCGAAAUGCCUUUUACGAGCCAGAAAGUCAUCUGUCUACCAAACACCACAAAUAUUGGACUAGUUUUCUCCCGCCUAUAAAAUCCUCUUUGCAUGGUAAACCACUUAGCUGAUGACUGAUUCCCUUGGUGGCCCAUUUCCAUCCACGUCACACCGAUGUCACCACAAACCCAAGAGGUGUCUGCCCAUUCAGUGUGGCAGCGUUGGCGGGCAAAUUCCCAUCAGUCCGCUUCUUUUUCAUCCGAACGCCAAGGGAUCACAGAUUGUCAUGGACCUCACCCAGAAGAGCGUCAAGAGACAGGCCAGUUUCUGCAACGCCAUCACCUUCUGCAACAGGCCCAUUGCGCUGUAUGAGCAAGUCCGCCUCAAGAUCACUAAAAAGCAGUGCUGUUGGAGUGGGGCUCUACGACUGGGCUUCACCUCUAAAGACCCCUCAAGGAUAAACCCUGACAACCUUCCUAAAUACGCCUGCCCCGACCUGGUAUCACAGAGCGGCUUCUGGGCCAAAGCGCUGCCUGAGGAGUUUGCCAACGAGGGCAACAUCAUCGCCUUUUGGGUUGACAAGAAGGGCAGAGUCUUCUACCGCAUUAAUGAAUCCAGUCCCAUGCUGUUCUUCAGUGGAGUCCGCACAGCUGAGCCCCUCUGGGCACUCAUUGAUGUUUACGGUCUGACCCGCGGGGUACAGCUGCUAGACAGUGAGAUUGUUCCUCCAGACUGCCUGCGCCCACGCUCCUUCACCACUGUGCGCUCGUCCUCCCUGCGGCGUGAAGCCGAUGACUCCCGCCUGUCUGUCAGCCUCUGUGACCUAAACCUACAGCAGGAGGACGGACGUCCGCCCCACAAUCACGCCCACCGCCACACCCUCCACCUGGCCUCAGCCUCCUCCUCCUCCACCUGCCCCAUACCGCAGAACUCUCUCAACUCCCAGCAGUCCUCUCUGCUGCCUUCCGCUCUGGAGAGCGACCUUCACUUCCACCAGCUGCGCGGCGCCCACAUUAAGACGCUGGAUGAGCAGACGGUGGCUCGCUCUGAGCACGCACGAGAGGAGCGCACCCUUGUCUUCACCAACCGUCCCCUCCGCACCGGAGAGACCGUCUUCAUCAAAGUUACCAAGUCCAGCCCGGCACGCUCAGGCUCAUUGUCUUAUGGCGUGACAUCAUGUGACCCUGCUGUGCUGCGCCCCAGCGACCUUCCCUACAACCCUGAGGCCCUGGUGGACAGGAAGGAGUUCUGGGCGGUGUGCCGGGUGCCCACGCCUCUCCAGAGCAGCGACAUCCUGGGUUUCUUGGUCAACCAGGAGGGAGAGGUCAUCCUCAGCCACAACGGCACCAAUGUGGGCAUGCAGGUGUGUGUGGACAACUCCCGCCCACUCUGGAUGUUCUUCGGUCUGCAUGGGGCUGUGACACAGCUGAGGAUUCUGGGUUCCACUCAUCUCGGGGAUCAGCGAGCCACUUCGAACCCUGGCUCGCCCUCCUCCUCCCCUCACACCCCCAGCGCUCUGGGCAGUGGCAGCUCUGAUCCGGUGCUGAACGGAGGCCUGUGCUCGGCUGCGUACUGCAGCUCAGCAGGGGGAACCACCCCAAAUUCACCCAUCAGCCUCCCUAAGUCACCUACGUUCCCAUCAGGCCCACGGCCUUGGUCCGACGAGUGCUCUAUCUGCUACGAGAACACAGUGGACACGGUGAUCUACGCCUGCGGACACAUGUGUCUGUGCUACACCUGUGGCCUGAAACUCAAGAAGAUGUCUAACGCCUGCUGUCCCAUCUGCAGACGGCAGAUCAAAGACAUUAUCAAGACGUACCGCAGCACGUAAGAGGGCAGGACGGCUGACGGACGGACGGCCUCCCUAUGAACAGCAUAAUCCCAGAGUCAGGGAAAUUAACAGUUCAGGGAAUAUGAACUCUGGUACAUACAGUUACUGUUGUUUGAACCUUUCCAAAGCUGGUACUGCUUCAUUGGAAGGUCACUUCUCUGUAAGGAAGCAUGGGAGGUUCUUCUGAGAACUUCAUUUUUGCCAGAGGUGUUUGCUCUUUCCUGGCAUCUUGACUGACAUUGAAGGAGACAACUAAUUUGACCAUUAUGUAGUUUGUUGAGCCAUGUUGUAAGAUUUAGGGAAUGCUUCAGAGCAGAUGAGAUGCUUUGGGGCUGAAUGUCUCAACAAUAGUCUCUUAGAAGAAGCUUGGAUAUUCAACCUGGUGCAGAUUUUUCUGACAUCAAUAAAACAAGCACAUCUGCAGCAGGCUACAUCUCAGUAUGUCACAACUUAUGUCUGUGUUACUGAGACAUGAAGAGAAGAAAUCAGAAGAAGAAGAAGUGGAUUUCUGUAAUCGUUGUGGUGAUUAUCAGUGAGUGAUGUGCUUAGAGAUGCGAGACGGUGCUGAGUAAAUUAAGUAGGAUUGUAAAACCUCUUGUACUUGUAUAAUCUAAUGUACCGUAAUGGUAGUUCUAUUGCAAACGUCAGUGGUAGCUAUAUUGAUGUGCUAGCUAGCUGCUUGCUCUGCAGUGUAGUAUGUUGCACUGAAAUCAGCUUCAUCCUCUCAGAAAUGCCCCGUUACUGACAGAGGAUAAAGUAACAAACCUGCAUCCAGCUCACUCAGCAGCUCCAAAUUUCUGGAAGGAAAUAGGGAGUGAAAAAGAGUAAUUUUGAUUCUCCUCAGGGUAAGCAAUCUUUUCUAAGAACAUUUAAAUGAUUACCCCAGAUUUUACACAGGCCUAGUACACUGUGAGCACUCAUGACAAAGUGAUUCUCUCUAAAAUAGUACCCAAAAUAACACGUUACAUCAAAGGAUUGUUGCCAUUGCAUCAGGAUCAACCAGGAUACAUCACAGCCUCCUGCCUUAACCCAGAAAUGGUUCAGUUUUCACACAGAUAUUCUGUGUUCUCCAAAGCCCCUGAUAAAUUACCAAAUAAUGCUGUUGUGUGGCACAUACUGUUUACUCAGAGGAGAAAAAGCACACAAAUUAAAGAUAUUUUUGUAACACAAUUCUAUGACAUUUCCAAUGUUUAACUUUUAAAUAUUUAUAAAGUUUGUGAUGGGCCUUUCACCAGCAACAAUCCUUUCUAGAUAUCAGUUCAGGGCAAUGGUUUAAAAAGCUCAGAUUUUUAAUGUUUCUAUGAUACCCCCUUUAAUUUCAGUAUCAAAUAUCCAUACACCCACUUCUGAAAUUUUAAUUUUAAAUAGAUGCCUUAGCAGUAAGUCAUAGCUUAUCAGGCUGGUUACACAUUAGAUCCUAACUGAUUUUUAAAGUGUUAUCAACCUCAGACAUAAGACAACAGUAAUCCUACAAAUGUGCAUGCUCAACAAACACCAGACUUCACACCUGAGAUUUGCAGUAAUGAUUUUGGCAGUUCCACAGACAUGAGAUCUCACAGAAACCUGCAUGAUCAAACGUGACUUUAAAAGAAAAACAAACAUGGAGGGUGGUCUAAAUCCUCAUCUGUCCUCAUUUGCCUUUUUUUCUAGUGAAGACACUUGAGGUGAGGUGCUUUUUUAGGCCCCGUCCACACAGAGACGAAUUCAGGAGUAAACGCAAAAGUUUUUUGUCAUAUCGGCAUUUUAUCCACACGGAAACAGCGUUUUAGGUGGCCGUAAAAUGCUACUUUUUGAGUCAGGGUCCCAGAGUGGACAAAUCUGUAAACACUUACCGUUUCGUCUCCGUGUGGACAUAGUGGACACAUAGCGUAGCCCACUUACCCCGCAUGCGCAUGUCGAACAAAACAACAAUGGCGAAUUAUGGGGGUGUGUUCGUGCUGCAGAAGCUACUGAGUUUAUUAUGGCUUUUACAGCAAAAUCUAAAGCUCCUUUAUCACAACGGCGAACUGCAUACACCAUAUGUUGCGUCAGUUUUCUGUGAUCUUCUUCUCUCUUUUGGUGCAUUUCGGUGGCAGCAAUAUAGCGCCACAUACAGGCUUGGCAUAUAUACUACAGUGUUUCCAGUUGUUUUCAGUGGUUCCAUGCUUACGCGGACAUUUCCUGAAACUAUCUCUUAUUUACGGAAAACUUUUUCAAAAUAAAACAGAAAUAUAAUGUUUAUGUCUUUGUGUGGAAAAAGCCUUAGAUAUGUCGCUCAGGUAUAAGAAAAAAAGAAAAAGAGCGAAAGCCUUCACUUUAUCUCAAAAUCAGUUUUAUCUAUGACAUGUUCCUCAUUGCAUCCUUCUCGUAUCUUAAAAAUGAACCUAACAAGCUUAUGGAACAUUAUUAAUUAUUCUAACCUCAUUUUGUUGUACUAAAAUAACACCUGACUCAGAGACAAUCAACAUGCACCUGCCUUAGGCAUAUAAUUUUCAUGAUCAUGGCACAAGAACUAUUUAGCCUACAAAAUAACCUCAGAUAUUUUUGUAGUAAUCAUAAUGAUAAUUACUAACUGGACUGUAUUAAGACUUGACUUGUUCCAGCCUUAAACAUUUCCAAACAUAUUUUAGACAUCAUGCAGCAUUUAUUUACCAGUGUGAAGUGGGGAAAAAAGUCCACUGUUUGGGAUGUAAAUGACCAAAAGAGAUCCUCUUUUCUCUCCACUGCAGUCGCUCUUUAACAAACACUCACCCUGAUGUCUAACUGUAAUGAGAUGAUAAAGGGACUUAGUACCUGUAUUUGUUGACCAGUGGAUUAAACAGGCCCCUGAAGUUCAAGGUCUGACCAAGCAGAGUAUAGACAUUCUCUGCGCCACUUCAAUACAAACAUCCUGCAUCUUUAUGUCCAUUCUAAGUUAUUUAUAGCGUAACCCCUGUGAAACAAUCAGACUAGAGCAUGUUCUGCAUCACUUUUAUGCGCCUCUCUCUACUUGCAUUGCCCUGCACUGCAUUGCUCCUCCCUGUCCUGCUGCAUGUCUUUCAGUCAGUCAGUCAGAGGCAGGCUCUUGCCAUGUGCAACCAGAAGGGCCUUGGUUGGAUGAGAGCCUUUUGACCAACCAACCAACCAACCAAUCUACUGGAGCCAAUCCCAGCAGUCAUUAGACGAGAGGUUGCCAUGGGCUGACAUGUAGAGACAAAAGAAACAGACAAACUCACAUCUACGGGCAAUCUAGUGUCCUCAGGUAAGCUAAUGAGCUUGUCUUUGGACUGUGGAAGGAAACCAGAGAAUCCAGAUAGACCCCAUGCAUGCAUGGGGGAGAACACACAGACAGCCUGCUUCAAUUAGGGUUCGAAUGAGGGCUGAAUGAUCUGGGAAAAUACUGAUAAAUAUAUUGAAAUAUUAGGAUUUAAUGUGCAAUUAAUUUUAGGUUCCUCCUCUUGUCUGUUUUUCAACAAACAAUAAAUGCAAGCAAUAAAUCAUUCAAUAUUAUAACCAUUUGAAGAAUAUGAUCAUGUGUAUGCCGUUCUCCUUUAAUUAAGAUAACCGACAAAAACAAGAGAAGUUGGAUUUUCUGUUAACUUCUCUAAAUAAAUGGAAGUUUACAUUAAAAAAACUGUACCAUCUGCUAUUUGAUCCAGUGGCACAAAACCACAUCCUCACUGUCCAGCUUACCUCGUGAUCAGCUGGACAUGUUAGAUAUUUAUGAACAGGGAAAUAGUACAAUAUUUGUAUUGACCUGAGAAUUAUUCGGAGAAAUAAUCAGUUGUGGCAAGACUUUAAUCAGGCCACACUCCUCCAAUCAUUAAGAGGCAAAUCAUGCCUAAAAUCAUCUAGUGUGUCACCAGCCUUACAGGAGAUCACCCAAAAUUGAGAGGCUUUUUCGUUAAAACAAUUACCAUACUAUUUAAUUUUGUAGAUAAUCAAUAAAUGGGGCUCAAAUCUAUGCUGCUAUGGUUUUUGCCAGUUGUCCUUUUUUAGGGCAAAUGCUGACAGAGAUGUUUCACACAUCCCUCCUCCCACAUUACAGUUUGAUUAUGCUUUUGCUUGAAGUGUUGAAUCACAUUUGAAUGUCUUUAUGUAUUUGGGGAGUUUUUUUUUUUUUUUAAUCUGUGUGCUUGAAUUGAAAAACAACAAAAAAAAUGCUUUGGUCUUUUUUCAUUAUGAUUCUGAAAUUUGUUUCCUUGUUUAUCCAAAACCAUGAGAAUCUAGAUCUAUUCUUGUUUUCUAUAGAGAAUAUAGAGGGUUGCUUGUACCUAGGCGCAAUAAGAAAUAUUGCAGUACACAAUCAGAACCUCACUAAUUGGGGUGGGAGUUAUAAAAUCUUGCUUGUAUUGUCUGUAUUUCAGGUGGUUUUUUUGUUUGUUUUUAUUUGAUAAUUUAUCUUUUUGUGUGUGAGCCCUUAUUAGAGAGCCCUCCAACCCUAUUUGUAUUUAUGAUUCCUCUCAUUAUAGAGUCAGAUAGCCAUCAGUGUAUGGUAAUGAUAAAUGUCACUUUAUAAAGCUACUGAUUGUAAUCUUGUAAAUGUUAAGCCAGCGUUGCUCUGGCUGUUUUUAUUUUGUGCAGACCCUCCGACCAAAUUUGCUUUCUUUUGACUACUCUGUAUAAAUGUAACACCCUUUCUGCAAAAUCCAUUUACUCAUCUAUUAAUUUUCAGACCACUUUAAUUGGCAGACACAGUGUACAGAAUGCACUGAGCUAAAAAAGGAACCAGCAUUAGAUUAAUUAGAUGUAAAUUAUCUGCACAACCAUUUUUCUGAAAGGAUGUAACACCAUUUUUACUUUUGAUUCAAAGUUCCUUGAAUGUCACAGAUUCUGUAAUGAACUAUUUAUUUAUUCCUGCAAACCUGCUCGCCUCGAGUGUUUGCUUUCUUUCUACAUUGUGGCUAUAGGAUGCAAGUGUUCCUAGAAAAUCUUACAGCAGCACAUUUAGAGAUUCCUUCUGUAGAUUCUUGGUAAAUUUCUGUCAUGCAUGAGUUAUCUGUUCACUCUGUGUGAACACUGGGACCAACUGAAGACGAGCAUCAGAGCGGAGCACUGUCAGUGUUCAUGUAGACUGGAACCAGUGGCUAGAAAUAAAAUGUAUAUAAAGCCAUUGUUGUCAUAAAGCAGCUUAAAUACUUUGCAGGUCUGUAUUUUCCUUCUUUUUCUUUGGAAACAAGUGUUUGUGAGCUCUGUUCAGUGUGAGUCGGGCGAUUGUGCUUA